AACGUGACUUCCGGGAGGAGCUAAGAUGGCGAGCCGCGCGCUGCUGGUGGCGCGAGGAGCCGUUUUCGGCAUUGUAGGCGUACGUGGCUGUCUGCCUCGAUACUUGCAGGGUGUUCUUGCCGCGCCACUGCCCUGCCUGACCUUCCAUGGACAAACUUUCCUUGUACGAGGGCUUGCAGUCGAAGCCAAGAAAGUAUACGUGCGGGACAAACCACAUAUCAAUAUUGGGACCAUCGGGCAUGUCGACCACGGCAAGACCACAUUAACAGCUGCCAUCACCAAAAUUUUGGCCGAGGCAGGAGGUGCCCAGUUCAGGAAAUACGAAGAGAUUGAUAAUGCACCAGAAGAGAAAGCACGUGGGAUCACAAUCAAUGCCUCCCACGUAGAAUAUGCGACAGCCAAUCGCCACUAUUCACACACAGAUUGUCCUGGGCAUGCUGAUUAUGUCAAGAAUAUGAUCACAGGGACAUCACCUCUGGAUGGCUGUAUCCUUGUGGUGGCCGCAACGGAUGGUCAGAUGCCUCAGACAAGAGAGCACCUUCUGCUUGCCAAACAGAUUGGAGUGAAACACAUUGUUGUGUACAUCAACAAAGCUGAUGCCGUUGAUGACAAAGAGAUGCUGGAGCUGGUGGAGCUGGAGAUCCGUGAGCUUCUCACCGAGUUUGGCUACAGUGGGGAGACGAUUCCUGUCGUCAUAGGCUCUGCUCUGUGCGCUUUGGAGCAGCGGAACCCGGAGUUGGGUGUGAAUUCAGUAAUGAAGCUGCUCGAUACUGUGGACACACACAUUCCCGUGCCACAGCGGGAGCUCGACAAACCUUUCCUGCUUCCCAUAGAGCACACUUACUCCAUACCAGGCCGGGGUACUGUGGUGUCAGGCACUCUUGAACGUGGCAUUGUUAAGAAAGGAGAUGAGUGUGAAUUUGUGGGGCACAAUCAGAACCUGCGCUCUGUGGUAACUGGUGUGGAGAUGUUCCACAAACAACUGGACCGGGCAGAGGCUGGUGACAACCUGGGUGCUUUAAUUCGUGGGCUGAAGCGGGAGGAUGUAAGGCGGGGGAUGGUCAUGUGCAAGCCAGGAUCUAUCCAGCCACACCAGAAAGUUGAGGCUCAGGUUUACAUCUUGAGCAAAGAGGAGGGCGGUCGUCAUAAGCCAUUUGUUUCCAAUUUCACACCCGUCAUAUUUUCUCUGACCUGGGACAUGGCCUGCCGCUUGGAAUUGCCUGCGGGGAAGGAGUUAGUUAUGCCAGGGGAAGACACCUCUCUAAUAAUGGUACUGCGAACCCCUAUGGUCUUGGAGGUGGGGCAGCGAUUCACAAUGCGUGAUGGACACAAAACCAUUGGUACUGGAGUGGUUACAAAGACAUUGCCAAUAACUCCAGCAGAUAAAGAGAAGUGGGAAAAUUAGAGUUACAUCCAUUGUGCUUCUUUCCUCUGCGAAGCACAUCCAUUGUGCUUCAGGAAGCUGUUCUCACUAGUGGCUGGCGUGAAACCAGAACUAAAGACUAUACGGCAAUGAGGCAGGUGAAGGGCAAGGAGACAAAUGUGGGCAUGUUCUGAAAGAAUACUUUUCAUGUAUUUUUAAUAUGGUUAAUAACCACUACCCACCCACAGCCUGAAAGGUGAUAUUAAAUGCAAAUGAUGUUUUGCUCAGUUCUGUUUAUUUCAGAGUGGAAGACCGUUAAAUAAAAGACUGUACAGCUGAUCUGAAGUUCCU
Gekko japonicus is the source of this 1714-nucleotide messenger RNA. It is a transcript of the gene TUFM, whose product is annotated as Tu translation elongation factor, mitochondrial. Gene Ontology annotation, molecular function: translation elongation factor activity; GTPase activity; GTP binding. The transcript has 11 exons. Bases 26 to 1405 code for a protein of 459 amino acids. The record is from RefSeq and is a predicted model, not a curated record. Gene Ontology annotation, cellular component: mitochondrion. Gene Ontology annotation, biological process: mitochondrial translational elongation. Lineage: Eukaryota; Metazoa; Chordata; Lepidosauria; Squamata; Gekkonidae.